UAUUUACCUUUGGUGGUGAAAUUCCUCAUCUCAUCUCAUCAUCUCAUCGCAGCAUCUUCUUCCUCUGCUCCUCUCUCUCUCUCUCUCUUUCUCAGUCGCUCCUCACUUCCUCACCAAACCAAAACCCUAAUUCGCCAAAUCAGAAUCCAUGGACGCUGAUUCCUCUUGGACUGCUCGUCUCUCUUCUGCCUCCAGGCGCUAUCAAUCCGCUCUCCAAUCUCGAUCAGAUAUGUUCAUGGGUUUUGAUGAAAAUGAUGUGGACGAUGACGUAAGGGAGGAGUUUCUAUGCCCCUUUUGUUCGGAGUAUUUUGAUAUCGUUGGAUUGUGCUGCCACAUUGAUGAAGAGCAUCCAAUGGAGGCGAAGAAUGGGGUAUGUCCAGUUUGUGCAUCGAGGGUGGGGGUUGAUAUGGUAGCGCACAUUACCCUACAACAUGGAAAUAUAUUUAAGAUGCAGCGCAAAAGGAAAUCACGUAAAGGUGGGUCUUAUUCAACGCUAUCAUUAUUGAGGAAGGAACUGCGAGAAGGAAAUUUGCAAUCCCUUUUUGGUGGGUCUUCGUGUAUAGUGUCCUCAUCUAAUUCUGCAGCUGAUCCACUGUUGUCGUCGUUUAUAUCGCCUUUAGCUAAUGAACCUACCAGUUCUCAGCCUCAUUUGCACACUGAGACAAGAUCAACCAAGAAAAGCUUGGAUGAGACUGUAUCAAAAAGGAAUGUGGAGACACCAACCUUGUCAGACAAAGAUAAGGAGGAGAAUGCAAAAAGAUGUGAGUUUGUUCAAGGUAUGUUGCUGUCCACCAUGUUGGAUGACGACUUAUGAAGGAAAUUUGUCAAGAUGGCUGCUUCAGUGGCUGGCUAAUUCACAGAUGCGAAACCUGCAACCUAUGGUUUGUCUAUGUAUUGUAUCAGAGUGUAAUAAUAACGGGUAGAAAAUGAAUGUAAUUUAAACUGCAUGUGAACUGAUGAUGUUUUUAGCCCAAGAGUUUUAUAUAUCCUUUAAUUUCAGAUCAUAAA
Lotus japonicus is the source of this 1008-nucleotide messenger RNA. RefSeq names its product protein DEHYDRATION-INDUCED 19 homolog 3-like. The transcript has 5 exons. Bases 149 to 814 code for a protein of 221 amino acids. NCBI's taxonomy places the organism in Eukaryota, Viridiplantae, Streptophyta, Magnoliopsida, Fabales, Fabaceae. The record is from RefSeq and is a predicted model, not a curated record.